GAAGCAUCGGCUCUCUGUGUCGCUACUCAAGUCCGGGGCCCAUCCUCGGGCACUAAAGCCGUCAUGAAGAUCAAAAUCCAGAUUUCCGAAUGGCCAGAAGGCACUACCCACUAUGAGGAUUGUCCGACCAUAACCGACGAAAUGGUCAAUGAGGUCAAAGUCAUGCAAAUACUGACAGAGGGGAACUGCAGCUGUACUCCUCAUCUCAUUGACUUUAAUUUGACCAGUCAAAUGGAAGACCAUUUCGUGCCUGGUGGUUAUGUUCUUGUUCUUCUGAUGGAGAAAGUUCCCGGAUGCAACCUUCGGGAUUUUGGGGAAUUUCCCUUGGAGAAGCGCAAUCGGGUGAGAAUAGCUUUUUCCAAGGCAGUACGGUAAGAUUCCUCCGAUCACCGUUGCUUUUGAAUGCCACUGAUAUCGUACACAGCGAAUUUUACCAAUUUGGGAUGCACCAACGGGAUAG
Molecule: messenger RNA, 460 nt
Organism: Aspergillus glaucus CBS 516.65
Lineage: Eukaryota; Fungi; Ascomycota; Eurotiomycetes; Eurotiales; Aspergillaceae
Exons: 2
Coding region: 64-375 (103 amino acids)
Source: RefSeq, a predicted model, not a curated record